Molecule: messenger RNA, 7270 nt
Organism: Macrosteles quadrilineatus (aster leafhopper)
Lineage: Eukaryota; Metazoa; Arthropoda; Insecta; Hemiptera; Cicadellidae
Product: zinc finger FYVE domain-containing protein 9-like
Exons: 17
Coding region: 60-4820 (1586 amino acids)
Biological process (GO): endosomal transport
Cellular component (GO): early endosome membrane
Molecular function (GO): metal ion binding
Source: RefSeq, a predicted model, not a curated record
UUGCAAAUGGCUACAGCCUCUACUAUGGAGUAAUAAAAUGUGAUGUUAUUAAUUUUAUAAUGGAGAAGUUUGCCGUGGAUCUUGAAAAGGUUUUGGACGAGUUUGAAUAUAAUGAAGAACGAGAAGAAAAUAUUUCUGUUGCAUCAAUCAGAAACUCAUCACAUCCUGCUCUUGGUUUAGGGGCUUUGAGACAGGUCCCAGUGGUCAGACCUCCCGCUGCUAGUUAUAGAAGACCAUCUUUUGAACCAAUCAAUCUCGCAGAUGCCGAUUUUGCAGCCUCUCCGCCUAAAACUCCAUCUCUUAACUUUAACCUAGGAACAUCAGUCACUGAAAGACAAAAUGCUGAUGAAACCUUUGCUUUUGCUGGGAACAGAGCCCAGUUUAAUAAUAGAAACUAUGUAACAGACAACAAAUUAUUAUCAGCAUUAAACAAUGAAGCAAAUAUUAAAAAUCAGUUGUUAUCAGAAUCAGAAGAUGAAACCACUAAAGAAUGGCCACAACCUCAUAGUUCUAUUACAAACGAUGAAAAACCAGACUUGCUCGAAUACAACAGUAAAAACAUAGAUUUUAGCACCAAUAAUUCAGAAAUCCAUAAUCAACUUCCUGACAUAACUUCAGUGAGGUCAUUGGAUCACGAAUCAAACAACAACCAAAACGAGAAUAUCGCAAGUUCGUUAGACCUGAUAUCGUCCACUAGUAGUCAAUUUGCUGCUGAAAUCAAAGAUGUAACACUUUCGAGUGAUACUUACGAGUCAGGUAAGUCCAAAUACACAAUUCUCAGAGAAAAUCAUCUAAGUGAAAAUGGACCACAAAACAUUGCUCAAUCAUAUGAAAGUGUAAAUGUUCCAGAAAACGAAGAAGUAAACAGUGUGGUUUUGAAUCCCAGUGUUUCAGAUGUCAGUUAUGAAUAUUCUAGUUUACCAUUACAUUCAAACAUUACACAGGUAUUGAACAAUGUGAGUGAAAAUCCGGAAUUGAGUAAUAUUGUUCCAUCAAGUUCACAAGAGAAAGUUAGUGCUUCAAUUUCCUACAAUGAUAACAGGAGUAUUGUAGUUACGACUGGAGAAAAUCUUGGAAACGUAGAGGUUAACGUUGAUAGUGAAAAUAUUUAUAGCUCAAAAACUGAUACCGCAGAGUCUCUACAACCAAUAGGAUUCAAUGAUUAUGCAGAUGUUUCGGAAGGUGAGCUGGAGGAAUAUCUGAAAGAUUUGGAAGAAAUGGAGGAAACGGUUGAUUUCAAAGAUUUAAUUGUACCUGAAGAGUGUUUGAAAAUUGAAAUCACCAAUAAUGCAGAAAAUAAUCAGAUGUCAGUUGAAAUGAAGACAGGUGAACGUGGUUUUCCAGAUUACGUACCUGUUGAAAGUAUCAAAAUAAAAGAACAGGAAAACAUUGUAAAGGAUGAUAUGACUAAUGUUAUCUGUGACGUUCCGUCUAAAAAUGUUGUAGAAGGGAAAUCCUCAAUUUCAGAAAGAAGUAAAAAUGAUAUUACAGAAAAAUGUGAAUCUCCCGUUUAUCAGUCGGACGAUUUUGAUACAUCUACUAGCAGUACUCCACUGAUAUCUGAGAAUGAAUCAACUAGCGAAGAGGUUGAUAAGACUCAGGGUAAAAUAUUUCUUAGUGAAGUAAAAUCAGACGAAAGCCCAGUUAGUGAAAAGAUUACAUAUGUUGAUGUUCCUACAAGUAAAGAUAAUCCUGAAAAAAUUAGUACAAAUCCAUUCUGCAAUUCUAAUCCUUUUGAAAGCUCUAUGUCUAGUAGUAGAGAAUCCACAAAGGAUGUUGGUGGUGGCACAAAUCCUUUCGAUGACGAAGACAGCGGCUAUAUAAGUGAGAAGAUGGAAUCAAAAAGAAAAAGUACAAAUCCUUUUGAAGAAGAUGAUGAUAAAAACAUAACCGCUAGCAGUAUUUCUGAAACCGAAGAUCCUGCCAAGUUGGAAAAUCUAAAGGAAUGUUUAACUCUUACAGUUUCCAAACCUAAAAGUAAAAACGAAAAUGAAAAGGCAAAACUCAAUAAUUCUGCUUCAUCCGCUUCACAUAAAGACAAAAGUAAAAUAACUAAAGAAGAAAUACCGACUGUUGAACCAGUUCGUAAAUCUUCUCAUACAAAUGGUACAGACAAAUCCGUAAGCAGUAAUUCUGAAACUCAAGUCCCUGCCAUGCUGGAAAAUCUGAGAAUGAACGAAUGUUUAACUCUUGAACCCAAAAGUAAAAAUAAAGAAAAGGAAAAGGCAAACAUAAAUAACUCCGCUUCAUCCGUCUCACAUAAAGAAAAAAGUAAAAUUACUAAAGAAGAAGUACCGACUGUUGAAACCGUUCUUGAAGCUUCACAUACUGAUGAAAAUACAGUCAACAAUACCAAGGAGUUGAGAGUUCAAAACAAUUCUGAAAAGGAGUCUUUACCCAGCACUAGUAGCAGUCAAGAAAAUCUUCCUAAAACACUGGGUGGUUCAACUAAAAUGAUCCCUAUUAAAACAGCUACUGAGUCACCUUCAGCUGAAAAUGUAGACGAAGCUGGUGUGGUAGCGGAGGAGGAAAGACCUCCGAGGCCGAACUCAUUGGAACUUCCAAAGAAGAUAACCGUUGAGGCAGCCGAGCCACAAUCACCUCCUCUACUAUCACCUCCGCUGUCACCACCUAUCACAGGCCAGUUGGCAAGAGAGUUCGGCCCCGAGGACCGACGGCUCGGCAAGAUUCCUCCGUUCUGGGUGCCUGACACAGACGCACUCUCGUGUAUGCAGUGUCAGCAGAAGUUCACCGUCAUCAAGCGACGACAUCACUGCAGAGCAUGUGGCCAGGUAUUGUGCUACAAAUGCUGUUGUAAUAAAGCGAGGCUGGAAUAUAUGAACUUUACAGAAGCAAGGGUUUGCCAUCCAUGCUUCACUAUACUAGAAGCCUUGAACGCUUCGGAGGCGUCUAGUCCUCUUGGUCGUCAGCCAAAUCCUAACAACCCCAUGGAGUAUUGCUCCACUAUACCCCCGCUGCAGCAGGUUGCGGGAUCACUCCAUCAACCUCCGCCCAGCGUGAUGGUGCCAGUUGGAGUCCUCAAGCGAGAAGGUAGGAGCAGGUCAGAAGUGACGAAACAGGUGAUGUUCAGCGAUGGGAUUAGACCCGGAGGCGAUCUGACUGAGUUAGACGGCUCGUGUGAACCGAGGAUGCCUUUCCGUCGACCUGGUCGACUCACUAAACGAGUUGGUACCCCUCCAGGUGGGGUUGUUUCACCGUCCAUGCGUCGGGUGCUCGACCCGUCCACACUUAGCUUCAUCCCAGCCGAGGGCGACUCUAAUCUACCUCCGAUGGUGUCCAGGGUGCAGGGCGAGAUCACAUUCUCUGACCUGGAGACGCCCAUCGCCCUCAACCAGCCUAACGUCAAGUUUGCCAUCAAUCGCAACCUGUUUGUCAUCCUCAAACGGGUCAUGUUGGACUGCUGUGUGAACCGAGAGUGCUGGUGUUUCAGCACGGAGGGUCUCGCCUGCGUUGGUCAAGACGAGAUCGUGUUCCUACUAGAGUGUCUUCCCGAGGAAUCCCAACCCCCCAAAGAUAUUUUCCUGCUAAUCAACAACCUGUAUCAAGAAGCGGCUAAAGGGUCUACAGUCAGUGAGAUGUCCUUCACGCCAGCCACCCCCAACAUGCUCGGCUCUAAGGACCACGGGGGGUUCCUGUACAUCAGGACAUCCUACCAGUGUCUGACGCAAUUGGUGCUGCCCAACCCCCCUUACCUGGUGGCACUGCUUAUAAACAGGUGGGAGACGCCAUGGGCUAGACUGUUCCCGCUGAGGUUGGUGCUAAGGCUAGGCGCUGAGUUCCGCUACUACCCUUGUCCUCUGGUGUCUGUGCGCAACCGACCUCCGUUGUACACUGACAUCGGUCACACCAUCAUCAACAUCUUGGCUGACUUCCGUAAAUACUCGUACACGUUACCCAGCGUGAGGGGUUUGGUGAUUCACAUGGAGGAUAGACAGACCACAAUCAACAUUCCUCGGAACCGAUAUGACCAGGUUGUCCGAGCGUUGAACAACUCCAACGACAGUGUGUUGGCGUUUGGUGCCAAUCUGAGUCUAGCGGCCGACUCACACCUCGUAUGUAUGCAGACUGCGGAGGACGAGAACACUGCGUACACCACGCAGGCUAUCAACAUUCACAACAAGCCUCGUAAAGUGACUGGGGCCAGUUUUGUCGUAUUUAACGGUGCCCUCAAAGUGCCAGGGUUGGCGGGCAAGUCCAACAUCGUAGAAGAUGGACUGAUGGUGCAGGUGCCAAGUGAGACGAUGACAGCUCUCCGGACCGCGCUGCGUGACAUGCGCGACUACACCAUCGGCUGUGGACCCAACGCUGAGGAGACAGUCGCCUUGCUGUGGACUGCAGAUGAUACCAACUUCAACAUUGGAGUGAAAAGCAGUAUAGAUGGGAGGCCUUUGGAUGGAGUGCCUUCUAUUAGAGUCCACAACGGGACGGACUACUCUGGCGGGACUCGUAUUAUCAGAUGGACGGAAGUAUUCAUUCUGCAGUGUGAUGACUCUGAACACUCGAGCGAGCCUCUAGACAUCAGUAGACUGUCUGAGUCCAUCGCCCGAGCCACCUGCCUUGCCCUCGUGCCGCUUCUGGACCUGUUGUCUGCCGCUUCGUUUUCUACAUUAGCUGUACGGACAACGAUACAUCCAGACAAUGUCGGUUAUGAGGCUGGUAGCAAUGGUGAGAAACUUCCCCCACUCUACAUGAAGAGUCUGGACGAAGAGUUGAUUGCAGUAGUCCAUCAGGCAGCGCUGGCGUCACAAGACAAUCCGUGCGUGCUGGAACUCGUCUUUAGGAUCAUGGAACAAGGGUAGGGUGUAUUUCUCAACUGGGUUUUAAGUCCCGUUUUUAAAACUCGCUAGGUGCUCAGAGAAAAUAUUUCAUCCCUGGAUUAGUUUUUAAAUUCGUAUUUUAUAGUCAGUCAAACUAUAGUGAGUGAACUAGCGUUCUCAAUAUGUCUAAGCCUCUGCUUUAAAGCAGAUUUGUCGAGAAUUCGGGAAGAAGAAAGUACAGUAACAUGAAGAGAUUAAUAUUACAACAUGCAUUGUUUAGAUUGUAGAUUGAGAAGUUUUGACAGUAUUGCAAAAACGUUUUCGUGUUGUAAAAUGCCAUGUUCUCAUACUGGUUUUGUUUACUAACAAUUUUAUCUUUCGAAAUUCAAUAUUAUCGUCAAUCAACCUUAUUUUAAUGAUAAAUCUGUACAGAAAACAUUUUCUAUUGAUAUAAUGACUUCAAUGCUUUAACAAUGUCCGUUCUAAUAUGAAUUGCCUUCAUAAUCUCAUUAAGAGGGAAAAAAACUACUGUACAGGUAAAUUUAUUUAAAUUUGCUAUUUUUAGGUUAAAAAUACUAUCGAUUAUUUCCCGUUACUUUCUUAUUUACAGCUUUAAGCCAUUUGUAAAAUAUUUAGUAUUCUAGUUACCAUAUGUUAAAUAUUGAUCACAAAUAUUGCAUACAUUAACUCUUUACCAUAUGUUUAGUAUAAGGUUAAACCAGUGCACCUCUUUAUUGUUCAAUUAAAAAUUUGAUUAGAAGAGGAAAAUUUAUUAUUAAAUAGACUACAUAUAUGGAAGCUAAAUAAUCAUUCUUCAAAUCUAAUUUUUUAAAUCAAAUGUGUAUGUCGUUGAAAAUGUUUAUUAUGCCUACAUUUAAGAAUUAGUUGGAUAAUUUAAAUUUCUAACUUUAUUUUAAAGCUAGUUUUGUUUUUAAAAUCAUUGUACAGAAGGUACGUCAGGUUUAGCUUGAUCAUUUUGUACUGAAAGGAUUGUCGUUUGGUAGUAGAUCUUGGUCCGGACCAAAUUAAAUAAGCCUUUAGAGUUAAGAGUAGAUUGAAUAGUCUUAGGUUAAGUUUUUGUUUUAAAUAUUGUUAAAGAUUUCUGGGCAGCUCUAAGCUUUAUGAAUUACGUUUAUCACCAAAUGUGUGCCGUUUUCAAUCACGAUUUUAUGUGACAACUUGUUAUAUUUAUGGAUGCAUAUAAAAGAGGUAUCAGUUGAUUAAAUCAUAUUUUUUCAUUGUUCCUUCCAGGAAUGAACACUAAUAUGGAAGGCUACUUUUUUGUAACAUUUUUUAUUGAAGGAAUGGAUUUGUCUUAGGUUUGUGGCAACGAAAUGAGGUACAAUUAGUGUUUGAAUUUUGGACAGUAAUAUUUCAUCCAAAUUAUCAAAUCUGGUUAGCCUUAGUGCAUAACAUAAAGGUUUUUACAUCAGGUAAUUUCCUUAUUUAAAAGAAAUGUUUUUAGUAUUAAUACCAAUAAUUUAUAAAUUGAUGUUGACAUUUGAAGUGAAAACCUAAACAAAAUGUUUAUGGGAAACAAUUAUUCAAAUUUACACACUAUCGGAAAAGGAUAUUUAAAUUGGUUUAUGUGUACCUCAUUACAUUCUUGCUUGGAACAUUGUUAUAGAAUUGCAAAUUAACUACCUUUAUUUUGCAUUAUCACAAAUUUAGUUUUCGAUUUUGGAUGUAGCAUCUCUUUUUCUAUCAACAUUAAUACCCUUAAAUUAACUUGCUCAUUUUCAACAACAAUUUUCACAACAAAUUACAGCUUUAAAUUUAAUUUUAAUCUAGGUAUUUAGAUUUAAAUAUUAUGAGUUAUGCAUUGUGAAUAUAAUUUUACAUCACGAGUAAUUUAAAAUCUCAGAUUUAAAAAAAAAUUGAUAAAUAUUUUGAAUAAUUGUAAGUAACAAAACAAAUAAACUACCAUGUUAUUUAACCCGAAAAUUGACACUGGCUUAAUACUUAGGGUUUAUUACUAAGUAAUAUUUUCAUUACUGAAAUAAAAUGUCCUAUCCAAUUGUGAAGAUUUUAGGCAGGAUCGUUAUUGUUCUUUUGCUCGUUUUAUGAACUGUUUUAUAUCAAUAUUUUAUCUGUAGUGUAAAUAAUUAUUUUAAUAAUUUGCUAAAAUUAGAUGCCUUACUAAUGUGAUUUAAAAUUAAUGUUUUUCGGGAAUUUCCUCUCGGCAAGAAACUUUUUAUCUUGUAUAUAUCUCUUGUAUGAGUUGAACCUUAACUACGAAAGGAAAAGAUUGUGGAUUAAAAUUGGUGAUCAGGUUGUUAACUAUGUAAAAGUAAUGUCACGUUAGUUUUAUAAACGAGAAGAGAAAAGGAAUUGUAUAUAAGAGGGUUUAUUUGAGAUAAAGUAGGUUUUUGUAUAUUCUACUUUAUAAAACAUGCAUGUAAUGUCAAAUUGAAAGUGUAAAGGAUUGUAUAGUCAUUAUUACUAAUAUUUAUUGUUAUAUUAUAAGUGCAAUAAACAAAAAUUUAAACCUU